Molecule: messenger RNA, 2309 nt
Organism: Toxotes jaculatrix (banded archerfish)
Lineage: Eukaryota; Metazoa; Chordata; Actinopteri; Toxotidae
Gene: irf5
Product: interferon regulatory factor 5
Exons: 9
Coding region: 234-1715 (493 amino acids)
Biological process (GO): regulation of transcription by RNA polymerase II; immune system process
Cellular component (GO): nucleus
Molecular function (GO): RNA polymerase II cis-regulatory region sequence-specific DNA binding; DNA-binding transcription factor activity, RNA polymerase II-specific; protein binding
Source: RefSeq, a predicted model, not a curated record
AUCCGGAUCGUCGGGUUUCAUCACGUUUCUGUUUCUUUCCUGAUUCUUUCAGUUUUUCUGUCUGAGAUUCACUUUGUUUGUUUGUUUGCUUAUUUGUUGACGUCACCGCGACGCUAUAGAGGCUUAAGAUCUGAACCCGCGACUGUUUGACGACACACAGACCAGGACCAGCAGCGCACUGGUGUUUGCUGAGCCCGUUUUCCUGCUCCCAGUUCUCCCAGUCCCCCUCCAGUAUGAGCGUCCAGCCUCGGAGGAUCCGUCUGAAGCCGUGGCUCCUGGCGCAGGUGAACAGCGGCAGGUAUCCCGGGCUGCAGUGGCUCGGUUCAGAGCGUCGACUCUUCCAGAUUCCCUGGAAACACGCCACGCGCCACACACCGGCGUCAGACGAGGAAAACACCAUCUUCAAGGCAUGGGCUCUGGAAACAGGUAAAUAUCAGGAAGGUGUGGACGAACCUGACCCCGCCAAGUGGAAGGCCAACCUUCGGUGUGCUCUGAAUAAGAGCAGAGAGUUUCAGCUGAAAUACGACGGCACCAAGGAGACGCCGGUCCAACCGUACAAAAUCUACGAGGUCUGUGAGCAGCCGGCGAACACAGACGCUGUCGAUGAGGAUGAUGAUGAGGAGAUGCCCAACCUGACGGACCUUACCAUCAACCCCAGGAUCGGUGACCCCCCCUCCUUCAGCUCCUUCCCGGCUCAUUCAGAUGUGAGUCGGUUCGGUUUAUCUUCUAACGAGACCUUCGGACCGCCUCAUCUGAUCCCGAUGCCCCUCCUCCCUGACGGAGUCCUCUCUGUGACCUCUGACCUCCAGGCUCAGGGUCACGUGGUGGAUCAGGGGAGCUUCGUCCCUUCUGUGGGACUCCCUAACGGGCUCCAGGACCUGAACUCUCUGCCCCCUUCCGCUUCUGCUCCACCGGGGCCAGACCUGAUGGAGGGCGGCGGCAUGAGAGGCAUCGAGAACCAGGGGGACACUCAGAACCACCAGCCCUGCAAGUACGACCUGCUGAGCAGCGUCCCACUAACAGAUCUGGACCUGAAGUUCCAGUACCGGGGCCGGACCAUGGGCUCUCUUACUGUCAGUAACCCUCAGGGCUGCCGGCUGUACUACGGGCACUUGGAGCCGACACCUGAGCAGGUGGACCUGUUUGGACCCGUCACCCUGCAGCAGGUCCUGUUCCCGGGGACUUCGGAGAUCCAGAAUGAGAAGCAGCGGUUCUACACCGAGGCCCUGCUGGAUGUGAUGGACCGAGGUCUGAUCCUGGAGAUCUGGGAACAGGACAUCUACGCUGUCCGCCUCUGUCAGUGUAAGGUGUUCUGGUCUGGACCGGGCAUGCCCGAACAGGGUCCACCAAACCCGAUGGAGAGGGAGAAGAAGAUCAAAGUGUUCAGCCUCAACGACUUCCUGCAAGGACUGAUCCUGUUCCAAAAAGGUGAAACUCUGAACCCUCCACCCUUCGAGAUUUACUUCUGUUUUGGGGAGGACUGGCCAGACAAGAAACCCAAAGAGAAGAAACUCAUCAUCGUCCAGGUGGUUCCUGUGGUGGCUCGGAUCCUUACUGAGAUGUUCUCUGGAGAACUCAGCUGGUCCACAGACAGCAUCCGACUACAGAUCUCAAACCCUGACGUAAAGGACCAGACGGUGGAGCAGUUUAAAGAGCUACAGAGGCUCCUGCAGAGCCAGCACAUCCAGGGGCCCUGGACCCCCAACGUGUCCUGAUCAACACAUCCUGCAGCUCCGGACCCCCAGAAUCCCCUGAACGCCAGGACUCUGACAAGGGGGAAGGUUGAUCAUCAGCACCAGGACUCAUGGAGGUUCAGCAGGACCUGAGAGCAACGGAGGAUCCAUUUCCUGUCCAAAGUCUGGUCCAGGAAGUGUCUCACUGAUCUGGUCCUUAAUGAACCUGUCAUGCUGUGAAGUCCUGGUCCAGGCCAAUGCUGCUGUGAUUGUUUCAAGAGAAUCUGCUAAAAUUUUCAACAGAUUAUUGAUAAUUGAUCAAAACUAAUCAGAUCAAAUUUCAGAAGAGAUGAAAGUUUCGAUAACAUCAGAUCAUUUCAAAGAAAAAUCUGACGGAAAAAAAGUUUUUAACUUUUGUUCGGCUGAAAAGAAAAUCUCGUCUGCAGAGAAAAGUCAAACUUGUUGACUUGUCUGAUCUCAGCGUUACAGGAAGUGAAAACGCUGGUUUCCUCUUUAUGAGCUGAUCAUCAGUGUUGACCUGUGUUAACCUCUGACAUGUUCAGUGUUUUUACCUGAGUGUUUCCUCUCGGAGAGCGUGCUCAGCAUUUCAAUAAACGCCGCUGCAGUGUUCGUCCA